CCCAAAAUGGCAACACAAGGCGCUUUCUACUCAUCAUCUCUCUUUCUCUUCCUUUUCUUUGGGCUUCUUUCUUUUUCUGCUGAAGCUGCAUUGAAGAAGUAUCAGUUUGAUAUUCAAGUGAAGAAUGUGAGCAGAUUGUGCCAUGCCAAGCCCAUUGUCACUGUAAAUGGAAUGUACCCGGGACCUACUAUUUAUGUUAGAGAAGGAGACAGAGUUGUUAUCAAUGUUACAAACUCUGCUCAUUAUAACAUGUCUAUUCAUUGGCAUGGAUUGAAGCAAUUCCGCAAUGGUUGGGCAGAUGGGCCAGCUUAUAUAACACAAUGUCCGAUCAAGACCGGACAUAGCUACGCUUACGAUUUCAACGUUACGGGCCAAAGAGGAACCCUAUGGUGGCAUGCUCAUAUCUUUUGGCUAAGGGCAACAGUUUAUGGUGCUAUUGUGAUCAUGCCAAAACAAGGAACUCCAUUUCCAUUCCCACAACCUCACAGGGAGUUUAAUAUACUCUUAGGAGAAUGGUGGAACACAGAUAUUGAAGAAGAGGUUAGAAAGGGUAACAAGUUGGGGUUGCCACCAAGAGCAUCAGACGCACAUACCAUUAAUGGGAAGCCAGGACCACUCUAUCCAUGUUCUGAGAAACAUACUUAUGCAAUGGAGGUAGAACAGGGGAAGACAUACCUCUUGAGGAUCAUCAAUGCUGCCCUUGACGACGAGCUUUUCUUCGCUAUUUCUGGACACAACAUGACUGUUGUGGAGAUUGAUGCAGUUUACACCAAGCCCUUCACGACUGAAGCUCUACUAAUUGAACCUGGCCAGACCACAACUGUCCUAAUUCAAGCAAACCAAAUGCCAAACAGAUACUUCAUGGCCGCUAGGCCUUUCAUGGACGUUCCACUUACCAUAGACAACAAAACCGCCACUGCAAUAGUCCAAUACAAAGGCAUUCCAAAUACUGUAAUUCCAAGCCUACCUCAUUUGCCUUUACCCAAUGACACUGCAUUUGCUAUGAACUAUACCAGCAAGCUUAGGAGUCUAAACUCUGUUCAAUUCCCUGCAAAUGUGCCCCUUAAUGUCAACCGGCAUCUUUUCUACACCAUUGGUUUGGGUAUGAACCCAUGUCUUACUUGCCAGAAUGGAACACAACUCACUGCUUCCUUAAACAACAUCACUUUCCAGAUGCCCAAAAUUGGGCUUCUUCAAGCUCAUUAUUUCAACAUUAAUGGAGUAUUUAGGACAGAUUUCCCUGACCGUCCUCCCACACCAUUCAAUUACACUGGUGCACCACUUACAGCCAACCUUGGGACUUCGUUAGGCACUAGGCUCAGUAAGAUUGCUUACAAUUCUACUGUGGAAUUGCUUCUUCAAGACACUAAUCUUCUUACUGUUGAGUCCCAUCCAUUCCAUCUCCAUGGUUACAACUUCUUCGUGAUCGGAACAGGAAUCGGAAACUUCGACCCUGCGAAAGAUCCGGCUAAAUAUAACUUGGUAGAUCCUCCUGAGAGGAAUACUGUAGGAGUUCCCACUGGAGGUUGGACUGCAAUUAGGUUCAGGGCUGAUAAUCCAGGUGUUUGGUUCAUGCACUGCCACUUGGAGCUCCACACCAGUUGGGGUUUGAAGACAGCUUUCUUGGUAGAAGAUGGACAAGGCCCUGAUCAAUCCAUAUUACCACCACCAAAAGAUCUCCCCUCUUGCUAAUCACAACUGAGAAAAACA
This is a messenger RNA of Telopea speciosissima, 1710 nucleotides long. Its product is annotated as laccase-11-like. Gene Ontology annotation, molecular function: copper ion binding; hydroquinone:oxygen oxidoreductase activity. Gene Ontology annotation, biological process: lignin catabolic process. The coding region runs from base 7 to 1692 and encodes 561 amino acids. The record is from RefSeq and is a predicted model, not a curated record. The transcript has 6 exons. Gene Ontology annotation, cellular component: apoplast. NCBI's taxonomy places the organism in Eukaryota, Viridiplantae, Streptophyta, Magnoliopsida, Proteales, Proteaceae.